This is a messenger RNA of Pogona vitticeps (central bearded dragon), 3244 nucleotides long. RefSeq lists its product as uncharacterized. Gene Ontology annotation, cellular component: cytosol. The record is from RefSeq and is a predicted model, not a curated record. Lineage: Eukaryota; Metazoa; Chordata; Lepidosauria; Squamata; Agamidae. Gene Ontology annotation, molecular function: L-allo-threonine aldolase activity. Gene Ontology annotation, biological process: L-threonine catabolic process; glycine biosynthetic process.
AGAAGCCGGCUCUUCGAGGCAUGCUGGGAAUAGUAGUCUUCCUUUCUGGGAGGGAAAAAAAGAGGCGCUCCCUUUGGACCCUGCGCCGUCGGAGGGCAGAGUGCUUCCGCAGGGACCGACCUGGCGGCCGUGCUGGCCAGGCUAACCAAGGGGGAAGCAAACCCUCUGGGGCCCGCGGUCGCUCUUUCUGGAGGCCCCUCCCCGGUGGCUUCGCUGACUUCCGUGGGGGCGUGCAGGGCGGAGUCUUCUGCUCGCCAAGUUGGGAGAAGCUGAGGCUACGACCAGCGGCAGCGCGGAUGGCCGUGGGUUCAAGGGUAUCUCCAGCCUGCCGAAGCACCGGUGCACCCGCCCUGGGGCACUUUUGCCUCAGGGCCAGGACCUCGAAACCUUUGGGCUUGGUUUUUACUGCCAAGGACGUCAAGUCGACUUGAUCCAACAUAAAGUCUUGGUGGUCCCUGUGCCACCGCUGGGAGCAGAGCUUGGAAAUGUUGCAUUUUUUGACUACAGCACCCAGAAUCCCCCGGAGAGCAUGGCCAUGGAGAUACCAGGGCACUGGUGCCCUGUUGAAGCAUCCCGGGCUAACAGAUCAGUGUCGGGCGUCAAAUGGCCGUUUUGUGCACACAGGGCCCAAGAAGAGCCGGCCUCUGUGCACCAGCCUUGGGGGGUUUUGGUUCCCAGGAGCCCAGGCAAGGAGACGCUGCCUAUUUGUGGCUAUCCAGGCUUCUCCUCUCGCACCUCGAUGGCCCCAGGAGCUGCCGGCUCUUGUUCCUUUUCCUGGGGUGGGCAGCACUCCCAGUUACCACACAAGAAGUCACCCAGCAGAGGUCGAGUGUCAUGUGGUGGACCUGCGCAGUGACACAGUGACUCGGCCCAGCCCCAAGAUGAGGCAGGCUAUGGCUCAGGCCGAGGUGGGUGAUGAUGACUACGGAGAGGACCCCACAGUCAAUGAGCUGCAAAGAGUGGUGGCUGAGCUCCUUGGAAUGGAAGAGGCGCUGUUUGUUCCUACAGCCACCAUGCCUAAUCUCAUCGCUGUCAUGUGCCACUGUCGCAGGCGAGGAGCGCAGGUCCUGCUGGGGAAGGAGGCCCACAUCCAUAUCUUUGAGCAUGGAGGGAUCGCACAGGUAGCUGGAGUCCAUUCAGAGACACUGCAGGAUCUGCCUGACGGGACCCUGGACCUUGAGGAACUAGAGCAUAAGAUCCAGCAGGCUCACCGAAGCCAGUACCAUCCCCGCCCUGAGCUCAUCUGCCUUGAGAACACCCACUGCUCAGCUGGGGGACGGGUGCUACCCCUUCAGUACCUGCAGAAGGUGCACCAGCUAGCCCAGAAGUACGGCUUACAGAUACACAUUGAUGGCGCUCGGGUGCUUAAUGCCGCUGUCGCACUGGGAGUGCCGCCAAGUCAGAUCGCUCAGCACUGUGAUUCCAUCUCUUUGUGCCUCUCUAAGGGUGUGGGUGCACCAGCAGGGGCGCUCCUGGCUGGAGCCAGGGAAUUCAUCACUGAAGCGUGGCGUGUACGGAAGCUCCUCGGAGGUGGGAUGCGCCAGGCAGGGGUCCUGGCAGCAGCUGCCCUUGUUGGGUUAAACCACGUAGAGGAAACACUGAAGAGAGAUCAUGACAAUGCCAGACGCUUUGCCCAAGGUGCCUCUGCUAUUGCUUCCCCUCUUUGCUCCAUAAAUCUAGCCGCAGUGGAGACCAAUAUUCUCAUGGUGAGGACAUUAUUGCCCUGGCUGACCCCUUCCAAGUUGUGUGAACUCAUGGAGGCUGUGAGUGCUGAGGAGGUGGCUGCCACAGGCCAAGCCACGAGCGUGCGGCUCUUCCCGUGGGGAAAGCAUUGCUUGCGUGCUGUCUGGCACUGCGACGUUUCCCCUCGCGACACACAGUUAUCUGGAAACAAGUUGCGUUUUGUGCUGGACAAAUGCAAGCAGCAAUGAUGCUCAUCUGAAACCAGCUCAUCUGAAUUCAUCGGAGACCAGAAGUAAAUCUGCUGCUUGGCAGAUGGAUUCAGAACAAGCCAGGACAUACUCUGAAGUAGAGUAUGCUGGUCUCUGAUUCUGUGGCGCUGGCCUCUUUGAAGCAGAGGUGGCUGAAGUCCAUCUUUGGGAGAGGUUUGUGGUUCAGCAUGGGUCCUGGUAGGAUUAGGAUUUCAGUCCUUGCCCUGGCUCAGCCACUCCUUCAUCCCUCUUAUGACUGCUGUGCCCUUUAGCUCCUCUUUAGGGCAGGAUGUGCUUAGGGACCCACGCCCUGUCUUUUGCUCUCAAACAGAACUCAAACCACUCCAGGCUAAGUCAGAAAUUGUAGACUUCCCACUGAUCUCUUUCUUGUCCUCUUAUAGCGUGGGUGUCCCUGCAUCACCCUGCGUGUGGCCAAGCCCAAACCAUUGGGGUCAGCUGUGGUAAAGGAGACUGGAUUAGCUCCGGAAGCUGACAGCCUCACUUCCCAAACCAUAAAUAACCAGCUUCCCACCAAAGGAGCUACAGUCACUUUGUGAAAUGACACAAAUUCUACACAAAAGGAAGCACCAACAUGGGCCCUCCUUUUCUCGAGAGAGUGGGCUUUGUUUCUUAAGGCUGCUCUGCCCCUACCAGCUGAGAGUCCCUUUGUUAGCUAUAGUAUGAUUGUGUUGUGGCUGCAGAAAUCCAGUAUUUUCAGCCCAGAUGGCCCCUCUGCACUCUGUAUCUCUAUGAGAACAUCAACCAGAGUCUGGGAAGCAGGAAGUUAGCUGACAUAAAAGCACAAGGCUGUGGCAUGUAGUGGCAGCAGACAUUCUAGAAGAAUAAUUAGGCCGUAUGCAAAGUCCUGCUGCUUAUGGCUUGCCUUCACAGCUUCUCACUUGUAAAGUAUUGUGUCGACUGCUGAGCAGCAGAGAAAAUACCUCACAUGCCUUACAGGUGACUGAAGGGAAUUUGUAUUCAAGAACCAAGCAACAUGCCUGCUUACUGGAGUCAUUUAUUUUGAGAUGUCUUAGGUGUAAGUAACAAGGAAGAGCAACCGAUGGUCAUGCUGUGAGAAGGAGUAUUAGCCAUACAUACCAAGAGGCAAGAGAAAAAGCUGCCGUUGCUACCGUUCCAGGAAGGGACCAAGGGCUGGUGGGUCCCCUCCUUCCCGUCUCUGCUCUUCUUGUGCAACAAGGCUUGAGGAACAGAAAUCUAGACUCUUCUAUUUGAUCUAUUCCAUGGAAGUAACAAGCAUGGAUGGCAACAAACGGGCUGUAGGAACAGAACCUUCCUCCCCCUCCUCACAUACC